Messenger RNA from Chlorella variabilis, 1281 nucleotides. RefSeq lists its product as hypothetical. The record is from RefSeq and is a predicted model, not a curated record. Gene Ontology annotation, molecular function: membrane insertase activity. The transcript is spliced from 6 exons. Gene Ontology annotation, cellular component: mitochondrial inner membrane. Bases 1 to 1281 code for a protein of 426 amino acids. NCBI's taxonomy places the organism in Eukaryota, Viridiplantae, Chlorophyta, Trebouxiophyceae, Chlorellales, Chlorellaceae. Gene Ontology annotation, biological process: protein insertion into mitochondrial inner membrane from matrix; mitochondrial respiratory chain complex IV assembly.
AUGGGGGCCGCGGCGUCGGCGACGGCGGCAGAGGCUGGCGGCGGCGCCUGGGCACCGCAGUCUGCAGCAGCCCUGCAGCUCCUCGACCGCUGGCAGCACUGCGGCGACAGCGGGGGCAGCAGCAGCGGGCAGGGUGGUGGGAGCUGGCAGCAUGGCAGCCACACGUCGAUGCGGCACCUGAGCCUCCGGCCCGGCGGCGGCGGCAAGCAGCAGGCGGCAGCAGAGCAGCAGCCCCCCGACUCCCUGGCAGCAGCGGGGGAGGACUUUGGCAACGACGUCGCGCAAGCGGGCCUCGACGCCGCCAGCAGCAGCGCCGGCAUGGCGGCAGCAGACAGCGCAGCGGGCGGCGGCUGGGCCGCGGCCGCGUCGGCCACGCCUGGCGUGGCCGACCUCUUCACCGCCAGCGCCAUUGUGGCUGCCGCGGCGGGGGCAGAGGAGGAUGCGCUGGCGGCGGCCCGCGAGGACUCCUGGCUGCCCACCCGCUUGAUCCAGGGCCUGCUGACGGGGCUUCACGGCGCACUGGGGCUGGAGUGGUGGCAGUCCAUCAUGGUGGCCACCUGCGCCAUGCGGCUGGCCACGCUGCCCAUCAUGAUCAUGCAGAUCAAGAACACGUACCGCAUGUCCCUGGCUCGGCCCGAGAUGGAGGUGCUGAUGAACCAUGUCAAGGAGGAGCAGGCCAAGGGGAACAUGGAGGCGGCGCUGGAGCACCAGCAGCACGUGAUGGCUGUGUGGAAGAAGUACAACUGCAACCCCUUCAAGUCCAUGGCCGGCAUGCUGGUGCAGGCCCCCAUCUUCAUCGGCUUCUUCUCAGCCCUGCGCGGCUUUGCGGCGCACAAGGUGCCGUCGCUGACCGAGGGCGGGGCGCUGUGGUUCACAGACCUCACGGUGGCAGACCCCACCUACAUGCUGCCCGCCCUGGCCGGCCUCUCCUUCCUCCUCACAAUCGAGCUGGGCGCGGCAGACGGCAUGCAGGGGCAGCCGCCCGAGAUGCAGAAGAAGCUGAAGAAUGUGAUGCGGGUGGUGGCGCUGGUCAUACCGCUCGCCUCCACAGCCCUCCCUGCAUCCGUCUUCAUGUACUGGUCGGCCAGCAACGUCUUCUCGCUGCUCCAGACCUCGCUGCUCAAGGUGCCGCUCGUGAAAUCCACGCUGGGCAUACCCGACCUCAGCAAGCUGCGGCAGCCCUCGCAGGCGGAGCUGGUGGGCAAGCCAGUACAGACCUUCACCCACCAGACCCGCCCUCGCAAGCUGCCCAAGCUGAAGCGGCCGCAGGGGGAGGAGUGA